CCUUUAACCAACGCCCUGUGCACACACAGCUCAAACCCGAAGCAGACGGACUAUUAUCGAGUUAGGCGAGGCUCACUCAGACCUCAGCCCACCGACGCUGCUGACUCAGUUGUGACUCGCCCUACUCCCGUCCGAGUUGAUUUUGAGCUUUCUCCUCGGAGCGUGUCAGUGAGAUCUGUAGUAAUUGACAGGUAAACAAAAGAGGGAAACAGAAAAUGAAGGCCCUUAUUCUUGUUGGUGGGUUCGGAACACGUUUGAGGCCAUUGACACUUAGUGUUCCCAAGCCACUUGUUGAUUUUGCCAACAAACCCAUGAUCUUGCAUCAGAUUGAGGCUCUUAAGGCUAUUGGAGUGAGUGAAGUGGUUUUGGCUAUCAAUUACCAACCAGAGGUGAUGCUGAACUUCUUGAAGGAUUUUGAGGCAAAGCUCGGGAUCAAGAUCACUUGCUCUCAAGAGACCGAGCCACUUGGCACAGCUGGUCCUCUGGCCCUUGCUAGGGACAAAUUGAUAGAUGAAUCCGGCGAGCCAUUUUUUGUCCUUAACAGUGAUGUCAUUAGUGAGUAUCCGCUCAAGGAAAUGAUUGAAUUCCACAAGGCCCAUGGAGGAGAGGCAUCCAUUAUGGUGACCAAGGUAGACGAGCCAUCAAAGUAUGGUGUCGUGGUUAUGGAGGAAUCAACAGGGAAAGUGGAGAAAUUUGUAGAAAAACCAAAACUGUUUGUUGGGAACAAAAUCAAUGCUGGAAUUUACUUGUUGAACCCUUCAGUUCUUGAUCGAAUUGAACUGAGGCCCACCUCAAUUGAGAAAGAGGUCUUCCCAAAAAUUGCAGCAGAAAGUAAGCUCUUUGCAAUGGUGCUGCCAGGGUUCUGGAUGGACAUUGGACAGCCUAGGGACUACAUCACUGGCCUAAGACUCUACCUAGACUCAUUGAGGAAGAAAUCUUCCAUUAUGUUGGCCACUGGCUCCCAUGUUGUCGGUAAUGUUCUGAUUGAUGAGACGGCCAAGAUUGGCGAGGGAUGUUUGAUCGGGCCAGAUGUCGCAAUUGGCCCUGGUUGUGUGGUUGAAUCAGGAGUUAGGCUUUCACGCUGCACAGUAAUGCGCGGGGUUCGUAUCAAGAAGCAUGCUUGCAUUUCCAGCAGUAUCAUUGGCUGGCACUCCACAGUGGGGCAAUGGGCACGUGUGGAGAACAUGACUAUUCUCGGAGAAGAUGUUCAUGUGAGUGAUGAAAUCUACAGCAAUGGAGGCGUGGUCUUGCCUCACAAAGAGAUCAAAUCUAGCAUUUUGAAGCCAGAGAUUGUCAUGUGAUGAGGGAUUCGUUGCUGCUUAAACUAGCAGAAUCUGUUUAGGUAGCAAGCUAUCUUUGUUUCUGAAAUGCAUUUAUUCCUUUUCUUUCCCUUUUCUUUUACUUUCUCUUUUUAUAUAUUAAAUUUAUUUUCUUCACACAGUGUAAACAUCAGUUUGUACUGGUCCAUCUGAUGUGAGUCAUAAUGUUGAAGGGUCAGAGUCUUUAAUGAGGGAUCAUUUGUUGUGAAAUGUGUAAUCUCAUAUUUAGUGUAUAUAUAAAUAAGUCAAGUCAGUUUACUCUGCA
This is a messenger RNA of Humulus lupulus (European hop), 1584 nucleotides long. Its product is annotated as mannose-1-phosphate guanylyltransferase 1. The transcript has 5 exons. The record is from RefSeq and is a predicted model, not a curated record. Gene Ontology annotation, biological process: GDP-mannose biosynthetic process; cell wall mannoprotein biosynthetic process. Lineage: Eukaryota; Viridiplantae; Streptophyta; Magnoliopsida; Rosales; Cannabaceae. Gene Ontology annotation, molecular function: GTP binding; mannose-1-phosphate guanylyltransferase (GTP) activity. The coding region runs from base 216 to 1301 and encodes 361 amino acids. Gene Ontology annotation, cellular component: cytoplasm.